Sporisorium graminicola is the source of this 3627-nucleotide messenger RNA. RefSeq lists its product as uncharacterized. Lineage: Eukaryota; Fungi; Basidiomycota; Ustilaginomycetes; Ustilaginales; Ustilaginaceae. The record is from RefSeq and is a predicted model, not a curated record. The transcript has a single exon. Bases 1 to 3627 code for a protein of 1208 amino acids.
AUGGCUCAUUUUGCACCUCUAGCCGCUGCACCGUUGGCCCCAGAGCCAGAACCUUUCGGCAACCCGCGCAUUCAACGCCGAAGCUGGACCAUGGAUCAAUUUGCUGAGCACGAUCUUGGUCUCGGUCCAAGUCCUUUCGCCGCCGCUCUCCAGGCUGCUAGCCCAGGCUUCAACGAUGCCGCCGAGAUCCGCUCCCUGGGUGCAGAUCCGACCAGCGUUGCUUCCCCCGCCAUCAACUUUAAUGGUCUCUCUACGCGUCAGCUCCAGAACAUGGCACGCAACUCGACGUUCCCUUCGCACCUCGGUAUCAAUCGUGACCUCCUCGCCGAGGAGGUGUUCGACGAUGACGACGACGACGAGAUGCUCAGGCAGAACGAAUUUGGAAACGUGCCAAAGCGUCGAAGGCAGUCUUCGUUCGAUCUCACUGCGCUCGCUCACGACCUGGCCCAGACCGGAGGCGCUAACUUUGAAAUUCGACUAGGUGAUGGCGCUGCCCCUGACUUGUCAUCGGCCAAUUGGGGCAAGCCACGAAAGAAGUGGUUCCGUUUGAGCAUGAUGAUGGACGCCAAGGGCAAGCCUGCCAAGACCAAAAAGGUUGCCGCCGUCAACGGAGCCGAGGCAGACGGCGAGUCAGAUGCCGACAUUCUCGACGGUCCUGUUGUAGACGCAGACCAACUCAGGGUGACGGACAAGCAGGUCACUGACCUCUCCGACCUGUACGCUGCCGAGCCCUCGGCGAACAUGGCGAGCGAUCCAUAUUCUGCUCAGAAGGAUGAGUCGGACGGCAUCGAUGACGAUUAUGUCAGUCCGCCACGUCGAGGACCCCUUCGCCCGCUCGGUCUAGCUGCUCGUACGCCCAAGACCAUCCUAAUGCCUCCACCCUUGCAGGGAACCGAGUUGGCUCCCAAGCUGCGCCUGACAGAUGUCGCGCCCGAGUCUGUGACUGCUCCUCCCGCGUCGAAUCGUCACAGCCUGCACGUUCCUGAUGGUUUUGUGCUUCACAACACGCGGGGCGGGUUGCCGCCGAUGCGCAGCCUGGUCGUGCACAGUGCCAACGGGCCCCGGCCCAUGUUUGCAGCCAAGUCUGGCAACAAGAAGCACGAAGAGGCUGCUGCACGUCUCAAAGCUGUCGAGGUGGGCAGAACGGUCCAAGUGCCGGCCGCCGCACCUCGAGGUAUUGGACGUCGUGCUGCUGCGCCGACCACUGCCCUCUUUCGUAACCAUCUUGUGCAGCACGAAGACGAGCGCGAGGGAUGGGGUUUCGAGGCAGGCACACGCGUCGACGACAUCUUCGACCCUAAUAACGCUGACGACUCGGAUGACGACGACAAACCACUUGCAGAUAUCAAGAAGCAGAGUCGAUCGGCCAAACGUGCCGCCAAGCGUCUUGCCAAAGAGAAGCGCAAGCGCAAGGCUGUGCGCAGAAUCCGCAGGGCUAAGAGGGAAGAGGCGCUCAAAGAGGGCAAGUCCUUCAAGGACGUCGGUGUCGACGAACUCAGCCCCGACGAGGAUUUGGAUCUCAGUAGCACGACGACCGAAGAGGAGGUCACCGGCUCCGAGACCGAUUCGGACCUUUGGGCGAGCGACGACGACAAGCGAUGGAUCGAUGACAGUAAGCCUGCCGGUAAACUGUACGGCAAGAGUCUUCUCGAUCUCGCCACAGAACGCACCACGGAGCGCAAGUCCAAAGCACGCUUCUACGGCCAGGUGCAGCUCGAGGACGGCGAAUUCGCUGCGCUCCAGGUCGAUGGCGAUGGCGAUGGCGUGUCACAGCGUUUUGCCGGUUCCUCUUACGACGACGGCGCAUCUGUGGCACCCAGCAUCGCCCGCAGCUUCCGAGACAAGCCCGUCGGCUUCAACGACACCCGUGAGCGUAUGGAGGCCGUCUUUGGCGCCGAUCAGAUCUGGGCAAGAGAGAUGGCCAAGAGGCAGCAAGACGAGGCGCGUGAGGCUGAGGAAGCCAAAGCGAAGGCCGAUUUCGAAGGGGCAGCUCAGCAACAACGAGACGCCGAAGCAAAGGCCAAGAAGGAGCGCGGCCUCUUUACCGUAAACAAGAGGAAUAAGAAGAUUCGUGGGCCCGUGCUCGGCAUUUCGAACGAUUCUGCGAUUCACAGCGUGGUCAGCUUCACCGGCUCGGAUGCUGGCGCGUCGAAUACGGGUUCUCAUAGAGCUCCUGGAGCGGGAGAAGAACCAGCUGAGCUUCCUGAGCGAAGUCAGACCCCAGCCGAAGCUCCUGUUAUCGCCCUCGACAUCACCAUGGAUGCCGAAGCAUCAGAGGAAGGACGAUCUGGCCGAAAGAGCCUGAACCUGCUUGCCGGUGAAGAAGACGCUGCCCAGGAGUGGCUCAUCACGUCGGAUGCCGAGGAGGAGGAAGAGGAUGGCCAAGCUGCGGAGUCGAGCGAUGAUGACAUCCCCCUGGCUCAAGUGAAGAAAAACGUGGCUUCGCGCCCGACCUCGCUGGCGGCUGGACUCUCGCUCAAUCCAGCACAGUCUGGCGGUCCGGAUUCGUCUGAUGAGGAAUUGCCACUGGCAGCACUCAAGGAGAAACGCAUCCGACAGUCGAUGCUCCUCGGCGGCGGCAAGCUGGACUUGGACUUUUCGUCGGCGCAUAAUGGCGUUUCGGACGUUCGAUCCACGUCAGCUUCGUCGCCUCGUUCCGGGAGCUUGCGAGACAUGACAGGCACUCUGCAAGAUGGUGGCAAAUCACCCCUAUCGCGAGAAGUCGCUGGCAGAGCCGCGCACUUUGUGCAAGACGACGAUUCGGAUGAAGACCUGCCUCUCGGCCAAAGACAUCCUGGCGCCGAUGCGGCGCUAGCAAUUAUGCGCACGGCUCUCGAGAAUCAGAAAAGAGCUCUCAAGGAAGCUAGGCAAGCAGAAAAGGCGCAGAGGAGGGCUGCCAAACUGGCCCGGCAGGCCAGCGCUGAUGACGCAACUCAUAGUCAAGGCCAGGAGCAGUCCAAGCUGGACAGAGACGCGAAGGACGCGAACGAGGACGAUGAAAGCGAGGAGGAGGAUAGCGAUGAUGACAAGCCCCUGGGCUACGUCCAUCCUCAGGCAGCCAUUAUCGCCGAGCAAGCCGCGUUAAUCCGACAGCUGCAGUCCGAGAUGGAGCAACAGCAGCAGUCGCGACUGAGCAGUCUGCCGUCUCCUCAGUCCGGCAUCAUGUCGCCAUCUGGAGUGGAUCUGCGCUCUUCGAUGAUGUUGAACAGGAUGAGCGCGCUUCCCAGUAUGGUUGGCAGCAUGGGCGGCAUGGGAAUGGCCGACCCACGUCAAUCAAUGAUCGGGCUUCCAACCAAUGGGUCGAUGAUGAUGGGCAUGCCUCAGUUUGACGGCUUGCCUGCUUCUUCGCCUGGCCUGCCAUUCAGCAUGUCUAUGUCGACGCCCUUGCAAACAGGAAUGCCCAUGGCCGGCUCGCAGAUAGGCUUGUCGGGUGGCGUGCAACCAGGCGUCAUGUCUCCGGCCAUGUCGAUGCCUAUGCAGAUGGGACCAGCAAUGACGCCGAAUCCGAUGUCCAUGAUGCUGGAUCCCAAAGUCUCGUCGAUCCACAAUUGGCGAACGCAGGUGCCCGCCGAAGCCACCGCCACCAUCACGCCGCCGGGAGGUGCCUCGGCCGUCAAUUCGGCUUAA